Molecule: messenger RNA, 570 nt
Organism: Iphiclides podalirius (scarce swallowtail)
Lineage: Eukaryota; Metazoa; Arthropoda; Insecta; Lepidoptera; Papilionidae
Source: the annotation of a GenBank genome assembly
AUGGUCUGCCUCGGUGUUUCAGUGGAAAUCAUCACUAUGACGAGCGGCAAAACCUGCGUCCUCUGCGACGGUUUCACAUUCUUCCAUAGGUACGACGUGAAGAACAGGGGGGAGAAGUGGUGCUGCACCAAGUUCCCGAAGUGCAAGGCGCAUCUGUUCAUCAGGGACAAAAUGGUACGGGAGAGCUCGCUCGACCACACCCACAUGAAGAGCGACAUGUACAAGUGCUCCGAUGGCAGGUGCAAGGCCUAUCUUUGCGUGGACGAUCACUUCGCCCUUAACGACGGCGUAACCGAGCACAACGGUCACACGAAAAGGCGACUGAUCCUUCGCCCGAGCGCCCAACUUAUAACAAUGCUGAAUGGGAAGAGCGUCGUCUUGCACAACGGCUACACCUUCUACAAGCGCUACAGGAUGAAGCUCUACGGGAAGUGGAGCUGCACCAGUUUCCCCAAUUGCAAGGCGCAACUGAACAUCGACGACAACAUGAUCAUCCGCGGGGGCGACGUGACGCACAACCACCCGCCCAGGAAGCUCGUCCUCACUCACAGCGGCAGAUACAUAAGGAUU